GCAGACGCUGUGCGGGUUUAGUGCGCAUGCGUAGCCCCAGCUAGUAGCCGCGGGUACAGACAGCGCCCGGCACUCACUCACUCACCGGAGCAGUCACUCACUGACGGUCUUACUGCUUCUUCACACCCGCUCAGCUGCCAUGGUGGACUAUCACGCGACCCCUGGGGUCCCCAAGCCCAUGGGAAUUAUAGGCCCCGAUGGCCGAUACAUGGAGCAGGAGGACGACUGGGACCGGGACCUGCUGCUCGACCCGGCCUGGGAGAAACAGCAACGGAAGGUAAAUAUAUAAAUAUAAUAAUAAUAAUAAUAAUAUACACAGAGACCCGGCCUGGGAGAAACAGCAACGGAAUGUAAAUAUAUAUAAUAAUAAUAAUAAUAACCUUAAUAAUAUCAUAAUAAUAUACACAGAGACCUAGCCUGGGAGAAACGGCAACGGAAUGUAAAUAUAUAAUAAUAAUAUAAUAUAAUAAUAAUAAUAAUAAUAUACACAGAGACCCUGCCUGGGAGAAAUGGCAAAGGAAUGUAAAUAUAUAUAAUAUAAUAUAAUAAUAUCAUAUACACAGAGGCCUGGGAGAAACAGCAAAGGAAGGUAAAUAUAUAAUAUAAUAAUAUACACACAGAGACUCUGCCUGGGAGAAAUGGCAACGGAAGGUAAUAUAUAUAAUAAUAAUAAUAAUAAUAUACAGAGACCCGGCCUGUGAGAAACGGCAAUGGAAUGUAAAUAUAUAUAAUAUAAUAAUAUAAUAUACACAGAGACCCGGCCUGGGAAAAACCGCAACGGAAGGUAAUAUAUAAAUAUAAUAACAAUAUACAUAGAGACCCGGCCUGGGAGAAACCGCAACGGAAGGUUAAUAUAAUAUACAUAGACCCGGCCUGGGAGAAACAGCAAUGGAAGUUAAUUGUAUAAUAAUAAUAAAUAUACAUAGAGACCCGGCCUUGGAGCAACCGCAAUACAAGGUAAUAACAUCUAAUAUAUACAAACUACAAAAAAGGCUAAUAUUGUAUAAACAAGUGUAUAUAUUGUAUUGAGAGAGGACCAGGUAACAUUCAUGUAGAGACCAGUCCUGUGAGCAGCAGGAAAUAUAGCUCUAUCUCUCUGAGGUAGUUUGUAAAUGGGGCUUAUUUGUUGCAAUAAUCUGAGGUAGUUUGUUUAUGGGGCAUUUAUUAGCCCCAUAAAUAUGUUUGUGUCCAUACAUAGAGCCAGGGAACAUGCAUAUAUUAUGGAGUCCAAGGAGAAACCACAGAGGAAGGCAACAUAUAUUCCCCAUACAUAGACUAUCGCGAGUCAAUUUUUCAUUGACGGAAGCGCAAAUGUAUAAUUUACAGUUAUACAGUGGUCGGAUGUGGAUUUUUCUUUAAAAGGAUCAUUGGGUUUCUUUGGCGUAACCAUAUUGUGCGUAAAACGUCUGCUUUGGGGUUUUUUUGUUGGGGAGGAAUCUGCAUAAUUUCUGUAGCGCUAAAUUAAUUGUAAAUAUUAUUCUAUAGUGCCCUGGUAAAACACUACAUGAAUUAUAUAUAUUAAUCUAUAUGGCCCGGCUAACACACUAAAUAAGUUAUACAUAUUCUAUAGAGCCCUGGUAACACACUAAAUAAGUUCUAGAUAUGCCAAAUGAGUUUUACAUAUGACUCUCUAUAGAGCCCAGCUAAUGCAAAAUGAGGCCAUGCAAUGUUAGUGUAGGGUCUCUAUGGAUCAGACUGUUAUGGCUGUAGGACCAUGGUCCUUAACAGGAUAUAGGAAACCACAAGCUGUAAAUAUGCAAGCCAAUUUUUAGAUUCUCUUCCAAAUGUCAGCCAUUCAGAUUAAUAUCUGUUAACAUCCUGUUUGUAGGAUACUAUUUUCAGAAGUUUAUUGGUUUGCUAAAUGAGUUAGCAUUCAUUUGAUUAAUCCCCUCCUACAAAGAAUGUUGCAUGCAUUCCAUGUUCCAAUGUAUGAUGUAUGUUCUAUCUGGUACAUGCAUUUUCCGGGACUCCACUCUCUAACUUUACCUUUUGUAUUCAGCACAGCAGUAACCUUUCCUGUAUUCUGUUCCUCUGAAGUCCACAUGACUUUGCACCUAUAUUUUUGUCAUUUUAUUCCUGUUAUGGUCACUGGGCGUAUUUUUCAAGCAGGACAAUACACAAAUGGAGAUUUACAAGGUAGAGCAGAAGUAGUUUCCUGGUCUGUACAAGCCAUUUGCAGAGCUGCAUGGUUUUCUGGAUUCCAUUUAUCUAGUUGUAUACCUUAUACAGGCAUUGCUCUAUUGCCUUUCUGUUGCUAGCCACAAGUGCAAGACUGUGCAAAUUUAGUAUGGGUAUCACAACCUAAAACUUAAGUUCAGACUUAGGUCAGUGAUUUUAUUUAGGAGCACAAGUUUCCAAUUGCUGCUAUGAAGGAUGGCCUAUUACAUGGCAAUAAUUGUCUCUGUUUAAAAGUUAUUGAUCAUUGAAUGCAGGUGGCCCUUCUGUGGACACAUGCAUAGCAUAUCUAUCAACUGAGCAUCUACUUCUACUGUCCUUUGGGCGCUUUGCUCACAGCUGGAAUGGCAGUAGCUGUGUGUUGCCUGUUAUAUCCCCAAUAAAGAUUUAUAUUUUUGACAUGCAUUGCUUAGAAUCUUAGGAUAUUGUAUAGUGAGAACGUACUUUCUAUUGUAAAACUUUGCUCAGUUACUAUAAAAUCAUGAUCUUUGUGCACUGUAACACUGCUUUCAUCCUCAGUAGGUUUUCAUUAAGCUCACAGCCUCAUCGCAUUCAUUCACCAACAUAUAUGGAGUGGCUGCGAGACCUUAGCAAUGACUACAAGGGGGAAAAAAAACUCAUUAGACCAACUGGCAUAGACUAAUGCACUCACAUGAGGCAAACACGGCUGGAUUAAUGUGACCAUCAAAUCCUGGCUUGUAGUCACCAUAAUUAGAGGAUAUGAGAACAGGAGUUACAUCAGGUUUGCUAUUAACCACUUCUAUAAAGCCAUGUUCCUGUUUUGUAGAUAGCUGGUACAUGUAACGGUUUUUAUUUUAUUCAUUUUUUUGUGGCCUUUGAGAUCUCAAAAAUCAGAAACAAUGCAAUGGCAAAUAAUGUGAGAUGACAUUUGUGUACCAAAUCAGGUGUGCUUCGCCAUGUCAAUGGGUGCGUUUAGAGUUCUUGUGGUUUGUACAAGUAAUGACACUUGUAAGCCAGUUACAUAUACUAAUAGGUGUAAAGAUCAUAUCUGAUGGUUGCCAUCUAUAAACUCCUUCCUUCUUGCAGCAUCUCAAAUGUUGCUCAUGGUUUGCAGCUCUUGUCUGAUUGCUUUACAUUCUGUGUGUGCCAAUGGCAUCAAAGCCUUUUAGCUAACAUGUCUGCACUUUUCACAUGACUUUAUGGAAUUCAUUUUAUGUAGGGCAAUACACAUAGUUUAUGUGAUUUGUCCUGUCAAAACCUACGAGGAGCCUUUUAAUAUCUGGUUUGAUAAGUGGCUGAUGGCUUUUCUAUAAGGUUCUAGUUGCACUUUUCUCCUGGGAUGUCGGCUAGUGAUAUUUAAUUCCCUAGCAAGAAAACCUCAGCUCAAUACACUUCCUUCUAGUUUCUCAGUCCAGCUGUUAUUCUGGACUUUCUGGCAGGUCCCUGUUUGUGUAGCAUUAGAUGAAUGGAAUGCUCGCUGUUGCCUGGAAAAUUCUCAGAUAUUUUCCAGCUUUCUGUCUGAUGGGUGUGUGAUGCUAAGGAGUCAUACUCAUUCACUGAGAGGUGUAGUAGCAAUGUGCCGGUAUCGCUGGGUGUGGUGACACAUCCCUCUUCCAUUGAAGUAGUCUCUUGUGACAUUGAAAUGUUGUAUAUUAGUAACACUUGGCUUUUAAAAUCCUUCAGCCACGUAAUGAUCUGAAAAUACAAAGCAUCUGUCUGAAUCAAACUGCAUUGGUUCCCAAUCCUGGCCUGAAACCUGUAUAUUAGGUCUUCCUCAAUAACAAUUCCAAAAGUCAGAACUUAAGUCUUCUGCCCCAUUCACCACGCUGUACAUGAAAUGAUUCAGCAGAGUCUGUCAUCCUCCUCUGCGUGUAAGUGGUUGAUUUUGUUUUGUCUGCUCUGAAUAAUCAAAGGAGGUUCCUCCCAUUAAAAACAGUCUUUUAUAGCCUUUUAAGAAGACCCUGUCAAAUUAGACCUGCCUGUUUUAAUUGGUGCCCGAUAUGAAUUGAUUUCAUUUUCGGCAACUAUCUCUACAACAGCGACCUGGAGAAUUCUUCUUGAAAGCGGAAGAAGGAUCCGCCAUGGAAGACUGUAUAUGUUUCCUCAGUAGGAGACACAGAACGAAGCGGUAUUGCUGCCAUGGCCCCUGGCGUGAUUUUUAAUAACUUGACGUUAUUUCAAUGACUGUUGUCUCCAUGUUCUGUGAAAGCGGAUCUGGGGUGCAGAAAUAGAACCUGUAUUUUGUGUUCUGCUUUUUAAAGGAACUGCAAGUUCUGCUAAGACCAGACUUUGUGGUUAAUGUGUGAGCAAUAACUUUCUGCUGCAUCUUGCUUCCACAAAGCAUAGUACUUCUAUUGCUGCAACUGCUCCCAGAUUUUCCUGAGUGAAGUUAAACUAUUAGCUGUGAGCCUCGAAACCUUUCCAAUUCCCCUGGCUAGGGACGCUCUCACAGAGCCUGAAUAGCCUCUUUUAUAGAGCUCUCUGAGGAAGCACAGUUGCCUUUUUAUGGCAGACAAUAAGCAGCUCUAAGUAGGCCGUCCUGUGUUCAGGUGCUGGGCAGACCUGGAGAUCAGGUUUAUCAGGAUGCCACAUGGACCAGCAAUGUGCGGGCUUUUUGUUAACAGUGCACUGGCUUUAACCCAUUCAGUGGCAGUUGCAAACUAUCUCCCCCUUAAAUGUAGGGUCCCUUGAGGAUUCCUUGUGGCAGUCUGUGGAUUGUGCCCUGUUUUCCAGAAUAAUAGAAUGCAGAAAGGGAUUUAUAUAUCUCCAUGCUUACUCUGCUUUCUUUUGUCCUCUUCAUAUACUUUGCAUUCUGUGUUCAUGCCACAUGCAGUUAGCAGAGUAUUUAGUAUAAAAAUUUUAAAAUGCAUGUUCCAGGGUCGUCUUAGUGGCGGCUGCUGUCAGUGCAGUGGAAUUGUACUUUUAACCUUGCAGCCGAGUAAUCAUUAACUGUUUCUGUAAUGUUAUGUCAGGAGAGAAAAGGUUAAGUAUGUCUUUGUUUGCUGAGUUGUGCAAGGGUGGUUUUAACUCUUGACUGACCAAGUGAACGGGUGAGGCCCUUGAAAUGCUCAGGAAAGACAGGUAAAUGUGAACACUUUUGGAUGCACGAUUCACAUCAUGGUUAUAAAGUGUCUGCAGCACUCCAAUAGUUUAAAUGGAGUUUAUGCAAGCUCUUUAAUCGUGGCUGGAUAGAAACACUUAGAUUUAUUCACUGAAGUGACUUUUUAUUUUUAUUUUUUUGACACUUCAGAGUGAAUUAAAAGCUAAACUGGAAGGAAAAUGAUAUGGAGGUGUUGUUUUUUUUUGUUUGUUUGUUUUUCCCCUUCCAAUGUUUUAAAGUUCACUUUAAAUUCCUGGAAUUCUCAGUUUAGUGAAUAAUCCUGUGAGUGUUGAACAUUGACAACUAUGCAUUAGUGAAUAAACUUUGCGGAGUCCUGGUAACCGUUAUUUCAUUUACAGUCACUGGAUGGGUGUUAAUGGCUGUUACUAGUGACUGGACUCACAAUUCCCAUUCACUCCCUCCUGGUCAGUGGCUUCCCGGCCUUUAUAUUCCUGAAACCUUCUCUUUUAUUUUGAAUCCACUUAUCAUGCUGUCUAGUAGAGGUAGUUUAUUAACCCAUUUCUUGCCUCAAACAAGUGGUUCUAUUGCCAAAUGUUUGUAACUGUUACACUGCUCCUAUAGACCUGUUCUUGCUCUCUUUGCUAAGUAUUUUAUUAUGAAGUGCUAAGGCCCAACCUGCAGGCUUCUCAUUAACAUUGCAUAUGGCCAAACCUGUCCCCUCUGCAUCGUGACUUCCUGUGUUUUGUGGUGUGCUGUCAUCACACCUCCUUCCUGGCCUGGUGAUUUUUUUUUUUUUUUUUCUCUCACUCUCUCUCUAGAUCCUACAUCUCUCUCGACUUGAUAGCACAGUGAUAUUGUCACUGACUUUGAACCACAGGUUCGAAUCCCGACCCCAGUAAGUGCCCGUGGGCUAGACACCUAAUGAUCUAUAUCUAUACACACACACACACACACACACUCGCUCACUCUGCUCACCUCAAUAAUAUGAGCGCAACACGAACGAAGAAUCAUGACGGCUCGGACGUCACCCGGAUUAACAAGGUCCAUGUCAGAUGCUAGGGAACCAGGGCAAUCUGACAAGUGGGCUACUGGACACUGAGAGAGAACCUAGACCUGCUUAAAUGCUACUACAACAACAGACCCAAUGAGAGGCUACAUGAAACGUAUGUGGAAGCUAUGGAUGAAUAAGAGACCAUCAUCUACCCCAACACUAAAACAGCUGGUUACACAACGUUUGAACAUCUUCAAGAGAAAUCUAGUGUCACAACUGGAAACUAAUGGACUACAGAAAAAAAACAACCAUACACCACGAGGAGGAAGAAAUUCCCAUACCGACAUUCUUACCUGCAGAGAAUUGUCAACCUCAAUCCAUACCCCAAGAUGGCAUAACAGAUAUAAGGGAAAUGAUCGUAGAAAAACUUGCAGUCGUUAACCUGCAACCACCAGACAGCAUACUAGCUGAAGUUAAUGAAGCAUUGUACACAAUCCCAUCCUGAACAGGCUCAUAUAUGCCACAGCACUAGUGAUCCUCCAGCUACUUGACUCAAAGAGAAGCAAUGCCCACCAUGGAGACUACGACUGGAAGCCAAGAAAAAAAAAAAACACAGAAGGAAGUUGGUAAGCUGAAUUAAUUUAACAGAGGUGGAAAAAUCAAAGCUACUUCCUGGCUGCUGCGGAAGUACAAGGAUAUGCCCAUUCUGGAGGCGCUGGAAACCGUUAAGCAAAGACUGACAGCACUGGCAACCAGACUGAGCAGAGGCGAAGAGAAUAAAUGCCCUCUUUACCAAAGAACCAUCCAAGAUAUAUGCACAGCUACAGGGUAACCACCGCUGAGACUGAACAGUACUGGAAGAAUAUCUGGGAGCAAGAAGCAUCUCAUAACACUGAGGCCCAGUGGCUUCUAGACCUGAAAGCGGACCACUGCAUGCUGCCAGAACAAGUCAUCAUCACAGUCGAAGAUAUCAAACAGAGAGCAGCACACAUGAAGAGCUGGUCAGCACCAUGGUCCACAACUACUGGAUAAAGAAGUUAACAGUGCUGCAUGAAUGCCUAGGACAAAUGAACCAGCUACUAGCAACAGGCUCCCACCCUGACUGGUUAACACAAGACAGAAUAAUACUGGUCAUGGAGGACCCUCACAAGGGAAGAGCACCAUCCAACUACCGACCAAUAACCUGCCUCCCCACAACAUGGAAACUCAUGUCAGGCAUCAAAGCCUCCAAGAUCCAAGGGCAUAUGAGUUAAUAUAUGAGCAAUACUGAGAAGGGGAUUGGAAACCACACUAGAGGAUCAAAACGCCAACUUCUGGUAGACCAAGCAGUCACAAGGGAUUCUAAGAUCAGACGGACCAAUCUGUGUAUGGCCUGGAUUGACUCCAAGAAAGCCUAUGGCACAAUGCCACACACAUGGAUACUGGAAUGCUUGGCUCUAGACAAGGUCAACAAGACAAUAGGAGCCUUCAUCAUGAACUCUAUGGGCAAAUGGAAAAUAACUCUAGUAGCCAAUUCCAGGACAAUAACUCAAGUGAACAUCAAAUGUGGCAUAUACCAAGGUGAUGCGCUAUCCCCAAUGAUGUUCUGCAUAGGCUGCAACCACCUUAGCCAGAUCAUCAUUAAUAGUGGAUACGGAUACAGGUUCAAGAGUGGAGCUACCAGCAGCCACCUUCUCUACCUGGACAUCAAGCUGCAUGCCAAGAAUGAGCGAGACAUUGACUCACUGACCCACCCAACUAUUAUUAUUAUUUUUUUUUUCACCCCAUAGGAUUAAUAGUAGACCUGGCGCUGUGAAACCUGGACAGCCAGCCAUGUGUCUAUUAAGCUGUAGCAAUAGAAAGCCAAGAUGGGCAAUUGAGUGGUUUUAAAAGAACACUACUUUGGGAAAAUAAAAAUCACUGAGUAGAUAUACUCAAAAAGAAAACAUGUAUGCAAUUAAUUAUGCAUUUUACGUUGAGGUUAUAUCUAAAGCAGCUUGUAAAAAGCUGCAAAACUGCUGUCUGCAUCCUUCGCAGGCCCUUCCCUCCUUCUCCAGCCUGUACUUUAUCGUCUCAUUGAGAAGCCUCUGUUCUGAAGUUGAAAUCGUCUACAUGCCAUGGUAGAAGGCAGACAUGCUGUAGCCCAGGGUACCUGCAGCUUCCGUUAGCUUGACAGAGCAAACAUGUGGUAAAAAACUUUCAUAGCUCUGAGUGAGUGGCAGCCAGUGAGGUGUUUUGCUGUUUGUAACAAUGCAACUUCUAGCCCUUUUUAUAAACUGUCCCAAAUCUGACAGCUUCCAGACACUUAACUGCUAGCUAGUCCUUUUAACCGGUUACUCAAACGUCCAUGACCACUUCUUCUUUUUGAUGUGGUCACGCAGGAAGAAAUCUGGAUGUGCAGUGUUUCUGCAUAGCACAUGUGACUUUGGCAGGCCGGCACUCCAAAUGUCAAUUCUGUGCUUCUUCUUUUACCUGUGUGCAUAUUUUAAUCUGGCAACAAGCAUUCUGAUUCUUCCCUUGCAAGCUUGUUUCUGUCCUCCACACCUCCCUUCCCACCCCCUCCUCUCGCCGCUGAGUCUGUAAGCCUGCAAAACUAUCCUACUCUAUUAAAAAGCUUUUUGAUUGGACCUUGAUGUGGCUGCUGUCACAAGAGGGCCCGGUGCUGCUUUUCAGGUUAAACUUUAUUUUCAAACACUCUCCCUGACAUUUGGGGGUCAUAGGACAUUAAAACAAAUAUAUUUAAUAUGGAUAGACUGACCCCUAAUAUUUGCACAUUGCAGCAACAGGUGGCAUGGCUGGUGUGAUUUUAUUUUUAUUUUUUUUUCCCUCCCUUUCUGCUCAGCCUGUAUUUACAGGGUUUCAAUACUGGUGAAAGCUGGCUCGCUGUUGCUGGCCUGGAAUUCCAGCUAUGUAUGUUCUUUAAAACAGCCCAGUAGAAAUGUCUGAGCCCUUUGGAUGUUUUCUCAGGCCAGGGCUGUAAAUCCAGUCAGAUUCACUGAACUUGCCUUAUUUGCCCUUCCCUCCACGCAUAGUUUGUCUUAGUAUAGUUUUUAUCCUAGUUAAACUACUAGCAGCAAACAUCCUUUACUAAUUGUUUGUGUUCCCCAGUCUGGCUGCUGUGCUUUGCUCUGUCAGGAUGUGUUGAUUCUUUGCUGCUUGCUAUUGCUGUGGGUGUAAAUUGUUGUUUGCUCCAACUUGUGGCUGGACAGAAGCCAGGCAAUAAACACAAGAUGUAUUAUGAAGACUAAAUUCGUUUGUGCUGGUUUUAUUUUUUGUGUGCCAGGGAUCUGUGUAUGAAGUAGUCUGUGUGCUUUAAGUCCUAUCUAAAGGAUUCCUUCCAUCUAAUCGCAGUGUCUGGACAGCUUAAUUCUCUUAGCAAACCAAAAGGUAGACUUUGUGGUUCCCUUCUGCUGUGUUCAUCCCACACUGGUUUAUUUGUUAAAUUACACCAUCAUAAAGGCCACAAGACCUGUCUCUUAACACACCCUCGGGAUUAUUCAAUAAACUCCAGAUUGUGCAGCGUUAAAUCUGAAUGAUACAUUUAGGAAAAAACAGUCAAGCCGUGACUCAAGCUGGUUUUGGAAAUUCCUCUAUCUGCCAUUUUUGCCUUAAUUUUAUACUUUGGAUUGAAUUUGCUAAAAUCAUAGUGAACAAUCCUGCAAGUCUGUUGUCCAGUUCUUUGUGGCAGUAGGGUUAAAGACUGUGCUUGUAUUGCUAUCAUCCCUCUAAUAUCUGCAAACAGCCCCAAAUAAAAGCAAUUCCUAUACCUCCUGAUAAUGCAAGGAAACUGACACUGCACAUGGGUUGGUGAGUGCUAUGGAGGGGCACCUACUGGUUCCAGUCUACACAGUUCUCGCUGGGCAACCAUGUCUAAAAUGUUGCCAAUAAUCUGCAUUUUAUUGCCAUUGAAUGACUUCCAUCUUUCAGCAUUCUUUCCUAAUUAAAUAGCACCUUUUUAUUAUUCCAGGCUCUGUUGGAUAUUUCCGCUUGCCAACUGACCUGUAAUGAGGACAUUGCACAAACUAACAAUGGGAGUGUUAUACACAUGGAUUGGGCUACUAAGAUUUCCUCCCCAUAUGUCAAUUGGUGUGUGUGUGUGUGUGUAUAAACACAGGAGAACUGUAAAGACCUGUUAUUUUGGUCCUUGUGAGUGGUGUAAAUUGGUGGGUAUGUGGGUAGGUAGCAGGCCUGGACAUUGUUAUACACUAGCGUAUUGCUCAGUUUAUAAACUUGCUAUCUUGUAGCAGAUAACCUCUGUAAAUUUCAGUUGCAGGCAGAGGUUUAGAUUCUUUGGGGAACACUGAAUGGAUUUUUGAACCGUCUUUGCCAGCUUUCUGACAGUCUGUUCCCAGCAUCCCUUUAUCAUGUGAUGCUCUUCAGAAAUGUUCCUCUUUAUGACCCUGGUCAGGGAGGAGUGGUGUCUGACACAGCCCCCUGCAGCUUUCUAACAAUGAACUGCUCUUAAUCAGGUUGAAGUGGGGGCAGGGAGUGCAAUACUGUUUACACCAACUUUGGGCUGGGUGCCUGUUCCAGCCUUGCCAAUUGCUUGAGUCUAUAGUGGGGUGUGGCAAGGAGUGUUUUCAGUGCACAGCCAGUUUGUUUGGUAAUCUAGCUGGCUCAUCGCAAUGUACUUGGUUACCAUGUCAGAUCUCCCAAUAUGGGAUACAUUGGUUUCCUGUACUAUGUCUCUAUGACUCCCUAAACCAGACACACUUUGAUUUAAUGUCUUGUAUGCGUCUUAUAUGGGUUGCAUAUCCAUUCUCCCACUGAUCCUCACACUGGCCAAACUAAUAAACAAAGGAACUUCUUAGGGACACAUAAGAUAAACAUUUAUUUUUGUAAAUGCGUUUUAAGAUUUUCAUAAGACACAAACCAAUGGAAUAGAAAGUGGCUUGCAGAUUCAUAGUUCUGAUUAAUGCGUUGAAGCUAAUUCGAUCUAGUAUGAGAAAAGUAGUAUAUUUCUCAGAAUAAUUGCAACUGAAUGUAGAUGGUAUAGAUGUAGUCUCAAGCAUACAGCUGAUCAGUCCAGGAAAGUGCUUGGAUUAACCAAUACCUCUUGAAGGGAUGGAUAGCUCAGUAGGCUGUUUCCAUGUCUCAUGCUCAUAGCCUCUAUCUGGAUAUAAAGAAAUCGAUACCAGCAACUGAUUUACUGGAGGCAUGUUUACUGUCUGCCAGUGACCAGUUUUUAAUUUGGUCAUAGUGUGGGCUAAACUUAUGCUUUCUUAUGGAAUUCAGUCUAGAGUUGGCUCAGUGCCUGCAGUUUGCCAGAUUUUGGUAAAAUUCUGGUAGCUGGUCCUAUUUGUACUGGGAUAACCUUUGCCAUCACAGGAGGUUGCAGGGACCUGACUAAAACUUUUAUACUUUAGAUUGUGUGGCUGCUUUACAACCUCAGAUGUCCUUUAGGCCGCAAAACCACCAGAUCACUGAAAGUUAGAACAGUCAGCAAUUCCAUCUGGAAAGAUCCCUCCAAAUUAAACUCUUUGCCCCAGACUUGCUAAGGGUCUGCUUUCUGGGGCCAUUCGGUACGGUGGUCAAGGGUUGCGUCCUCUCCUCAAUAUAAUCCUUUACAUUUUGUACAUUUUACGGUCUGAACAUUGUGCCUGGCUGCACCUGACACAUCAGUUUGAAUGUAGUGAGAAUAUAAAUGUUGACUUUAGAAAGGGCAGAGCAAGUAAAGUACGCUUCCAAUGCUUGCUUUUAUUUGUUAGCGUCCCAUAAAUGACAUCUUAAUUUUUGCUCUUUCUGUGAAGGUGUUGCUGCAUUAAUGGGACUUUUAACCUCCCCACUCCUUAAUAAAUAACUGAGCACAGUAUUUAAACUUUGUGUAGGAUAUUAUUGUAAAACUGGGACAAUUUAAUCCCUGCACUCUUCACAAAAUUUAAAUAAUCUGUCCUUUUAUAUAACUCGGGGGUGUUUAGUGACCUGUCUCACGUUCUGCACAAUGCAAAGCUUUAUUCACUAAAUGGUCAAUGAUCUGGAAUUCAACAGGGAAUGCAAGUUUUAGGCUAGAGUAGCCAGAUUGAAAAUUCUCCAUCUCUACUAAACUUUGCAAUUCCCUGGUGAAUUCCAGCCAGUUCAUGGUUUAUUGAAUGCAUGUCUCAGCAGGAUUUGACAUCUCUGAUCUCUUUAGAAUAAUUUUGUAAUUCAUACAAUCUGGGGUUUUACACUCCAAAAGCCACUAAUGCACAUUGGCAAGCCUCGAAUGUGAUGUAAUAUUAUAGAAUGCCAACGUAUUGUGCAGCACUUUACAAAUAUUGAAAGAUAAAAAGAAGGCCCCUUGCACACAAUCUAGAUCUGUUUUCUUAAUUUGCUUUUAGGGAUGGUAGCCAGAUUCUAAACUAGUGUUAAGGUUUCAUGCCCAGAUGUAUGUAAAAUGAGUGGGGAACCAUCAUAGGCUGAGCAAUUACAAAGUGUUAGAAUGAUGGAAGGGUCUCAUACAUGGAACACAUGUGGAUUGGGAAUUAGAAAUAAAAAUACAAUACAUGGAAAAAUGGCUACAGAAUAAUUCUGAACGUUAGACUGGAGUGAUCUCCCAGCUAGAUGUAGCUAUCUAGCAAUAUAGAGGCUGCAUAUGGUGUAAUAUAGCAUGGGGCCAAUAAGGUUCUCUCCUUCUAAUCCUGGUCCACUUUCAUGUAGACUUGUGUAAAUGCAUUCACUAUUAAACUAUAUUGCACAUUUUGCAGUUUCCUUGUUUUACACAUCCUAAAGUUACUGAAAAUAUGAAGACCUGUUUAAGUAGAUAUACCCCUGUUGGAGAGACGAGCCUGAAUUUCUAGUAUUGGCCCCAUACUAUAUUACACCAUAUGCAGUCUCUCUAUAUUGCUAUAUCUCCAUCUAUAGCUGGGAGAUACUCCAGUCAAAAUUAUUCUUUAGCCCUUUUUCCACAUUGUAUUUUUUUCCUUGCUACAUUCCCAAUUCCCAUGGGUUUUAUGUACAACACCCUUCUAUCGUUAUUUAUUUGUAUAUAAAAUUAGUAACUUGGCCUUACUGGGAAUUAAAUCUGCAGCCUUGAUGUUUGAAUAGGUACUGGCAGUGGUGCAGUAAUGGCCUGUACUAGGGUUAGGAUGAUCAUCAGUUGCACCGUUUUAUUAGAGCUGAUAUUCAGCAUUUUACUGAUCAAUAUCCGCAUUGUAGUUACCGAUAUUACAAAUAAUUUGCCUCUCCCAAUUACCACACUCUGCCUUCUGCAUCCAGAAACUCUAGCGGUCAGCAAAUGAUGCGUUGUGACCUCAUGUCACACCUUUUUGUGAGUUCCUGCAUGUGAAGCUCAGAUGGAGGGAGGUGAGACUGUGAAUAAUCUAGUGGAAUGUACUGGACUGGCUGACAGUGAUAGGAGUGUGUAAUGUACUGGACUGGCUGACCAUUCGAUUAGUGGGUUAUUUCAAACUGUUGGAUUGCUGCAGAGGAUUACUCCCACCGUUAUUGUAGACCAAUAUUCCCCCAUAAUCUGCCCAGAACGAUAAUAAAUAUCCCUUGCUGAAAGUGACUUGUUAAUGAGCUCACAGUGCCUCUAGGCCAGCGAGGGCAAUCUCUGGCACUGCAACUAUUGUGAACUACAGUUCCCAUAAGGUUCCACAUAGCUGAACUUGGGUAGUGAUUUAUUUUCUUGACUAGUACUGUUUUACUUUCUUGUUAUUUUAAGGUUUUUCUGGCUGUGUCUCCAAGUGAAACCUAACCUGUAGAAUGCCCUCUGUCUGUAAUACCUGGGUGCAGCUGAUUUUUAAAGCAGGGGUGGGGACACAGCCUCUCUCCAUGUACAGACAUGUUGCUGUUCUAUCGCUCGCCUCUUAUCUGUCAGACAGGUAAAACACACUCUGUAAUCACACCUGAUCAGCCUGUCGUCCCAGGUUCCAAGCUCACUGCAGCCAUAUUAGUAUCUCGCCCAUACUGUAACACUAAAUGAAAAUAAAGACAAGUGGUGCUAAUCUGUCUGUAGGCCUGCUAGGGUGUCUGAGCUUGUUUUGGACGUAGAAGGCUCGUUACACUAUGCAACAUCCUAUGUAACAGAAUAGUUAUCCUCCGUUUUAUUGUUUCAGUUCCUGUAUCUCCAUAGUGAAUCAGUCUCCUGUGUGGAUGUAAAAUCUUAUCCAUCAAUCCCUUCCAUUAUUAAUCAGAGAUUGGAAGCUUGUUUGAAUAGGGCCUUCUUUACCGCUAGUUUCAUAUUCUGAAUGUCCAAUAUCUAUCAGUUAUCCCCGUGCUAUAGCAUAUGUAAGCGCAAUAAAAUAGUACAGGAAUUAUGGCGAGGGAGCGUGCUAGUUUUUCAGGUCCUGCCAGAUCAUCUUGGCAUCUGAUUGAGGCGACUGUGCUGUCUGUCCAGUCAGAAAAAUGUGACCGUGAUGGCAGUGUGUAACCUCAUAUCUCCUGACAGCAGUAAAUAGAGCUGAAACUGGGGGCUGGGAGUAUACCAUCUUCUGCCAUGCCCUGGUAGCCUGGGAAAUGGCUUUCUGCCUGAUAGUGGGCUCAGAUGAAGUAGAAGUAAUUCUCUUGCACAGAUGAAUUUGAAGUUCUGUGCUGUCUGUAAAAUGCCUUGUAGCAGCCGUCACAUGGAGUGAAUGAGGCCUGCUGCACCUGUUGUGGACUCUGUUAGCAGGGCUGUGAUCCUGCACCCGGGCGGUGGUGGCAAUGCUGAACUAUGGGGCCAGAGUGACUUAGUGCUCUGGAAUGGCCAAACAUUACAUGUCCAGGUGUCUGUUUGCAAUGCAAAUCCUGAAGCCGCCUUCUGCCAGGCCAUCCUUAUUUUAUUCCUGCCCAGUGACAGGCAAGGCCCUGCCCUUGUCCUGUUUCAGGCAUGCUAAUAGUUUAUCAUCCACCUCCCCCACCCGUCCUUCAUCCUGUCUCUGCAGACUGCUCUCAUCUGGGAAGGGACUGCUUGUGAUUCGGAUGUCCUGAGCUUCCUUGUUUUAGGACUCUCAUAAACACACUGAUUGCUUUCAAUGGCCUCUCAGCACUCUUCUUUGCCACUUAUUAAACAAGUGAUGUCAUCAUCACAGAUAUCUCUAAACGUGUCCUGCUCACUUUAUAUUUAAAACCCUGAACAGUUAACAAAAUUUCCAGCACUCGCCCCAAAAACUGGCUAAAUGGCAGCCCCCACCGCUGUCUGUAAUGUACACAAUAGAAUACACAAACUUUAAAUGGGGUCACCAGAAUUGGGCUCAGACUGCUUCCGUGCUGCUCAGUGGAAGGAGUCGGUGUUGGCUUGGCAAGUUUCUGAGCUGCAGAGACGUGAAGUAUGUUUGGGUUGGGAUUUUACUCCGGUUUCCUUCAAAUACUCCAUGUACACAUUUCCUGCUGCUGCUACCAUGUAAGAUCAAGCUAUGGAAAUUCUCUUCAUUCUUUACCCUUAUUAGGCAUUUGUAAACUUUUGAAGUUUUUGUUGAGGAAAUUCUUUCCCGUGUUGAUAUCACCCGUGUUUAUUCACACACGUGUUGUAUGCAGAAGACUGCUUCCCCAUCUUUAUUAAUGCUUUCCUUGAACCUGCCAUGGCAUUAACACAGGGUCUCAAAGGUUUCCAAAAUCCGUGCCAAAUAUGGAGCGUCUGGAGUGCCUUCCCAUACCCCCCUCAAUGCUUGUCUAAACUUAGCAGCUGUGGAAUUUCUACUGCUUAAAAAUGGAUUAUGCACAAAAUAACGAAACUGAAGUGCAGGACUGCUGAAUGCAGUUGUCUGUGCAAAUGAAAGUUGGAGGAAUUAUUGCCACGCAGGGCUGCCCUACGUGUUAGGAACUGACUUGACCAGGCUGAACUUGUAACAAUUUCCCAGAGCAGCAAAAUGCUGUAAGCUGAUGCUCUCAGUGCAUUGGCCUCAGCAACUAGGCUUGAGAGAGGGUUUGGGUAUCGCUCAUUGUGAUCAGUCUGACCGCAUAGGUUGCAAACGGCUCAAGGAGCAGCCACUAGUUUUUUCCCUACCUACAGGGCAGUAAUAAAGGGCUAUAAAUAUUUUAUGAUUUAAAAUAUUCCGAUCAUUUAAUUUUCUGAGCACGGCUCACUGCCCUCAGUGGCUUGGCUACACUUGUAUUCAAAAGAUUAGUACAGGUGUGUUAGACCAGGGAUUCAAUGGACUACUUUAGUUGCUACUGGCUUGUCCAUGGCGUGCGGUAUAAAACACGGAAUAUUUAGUCAUGACUCCUGAGCUUUGGGUUUUCCCUUCUAGCAGUUGUACUAUUGUAAGACCUCUGUAAAAGGCUGUGCUUUGUUCCAUCCUCAGAAUAAGGGUGGAUGUCCACACCCGCUCAGUCUCUAUUGAUGCUAAGGGCCAAAGUGCUCCUAUGUAAUUGCAAUGAUAGCAGUUACCUAAUACCAUAUUAGCCAAGUCUGUGUAACCUGGCAAUAGUGAAACAUUCCAGACUUAUUGCCAAACUUUGUGAAACUUCCUGCCUUGUAACUGCUUACACUGCGCUCUCCGGCCAUCUUAGGCUUGGUAUGGCUGCAUCCAGGCCUCACAUGUCCUGUUAUAUCGAACGCACAGCUCUGGAUCAGUAUUGGGGGGGUGGGGUUGAAGUGCUCUCCUCUUAUAUCCAAAUCCCAUGCUGUAAAAUGUCAACAAUUCUUUUUACUCAGAUUGAAUUGUUUUUUCAAACUCCCACAAUAUGAACCAUUAUAUCCUUUCUACUCCAUGUCAGUUGCAAUCUAUAAAUCCAGUUUGCCUUAUAAUAAAUCUUUGAUAUCUAAUCUCAGUUGAACCAGGGAUAUAAUUCUCUACUCUUAGGGAUGCUGUAAUUUGCUAUAAAAGGCCCACUGCAAGAAUAUGGUGGCUAAGUAUGGCACGUUGGCUAUUUCUGAACAAUGUGACGUUGAGCAGUAAAAAUUGUGGUGGGUAGGCUAUACCUAGAUGUUUCCACGGUUACUCAGAGCCCAGUGGCAUGCUUCUAGCCUUGCAUUUUGUCUGUUAUGUAGACGUUUCUGUAAAUGCAUUCAAAACAUGUGGAACUUCUAGAGGAGGUUUAUGAAUGUGUUUCAGAGUAUUCAAUGUCCUUUCAGUAACUAAGCAAUGACCCUGAACAGGAAUUUCAGUGGGACUGACAGCCUGGCAUGUGCUGUCGUGCUUAAAACCUCAGAAAUCUGACUGUGGAAGAAUAUUUUCCCUCUCCUGUGUGGCGGGUAAUUUGUGUAGCUUGACAGGCUUUCUGCUCCUUGUACCCACAUUCCAUGAUGGAGCUUUAGAUUCGCUGUUCAGCAUAAAAUGCUUCUUUUAGCCCAGAGAAAAUGCUUUAGAUUUGACUUUAACUCUUGCUCUGCAUGCCAGUCCCGGAAACUCUAUGCUUGGCAGGAAAUCUUUCUGAUAGAGUAUCAGUUCCUGUAAGAUUACUGCGCGCACUCUUACUGAAAAGUGUUUGCUUGUCACAGUAAUCUGAUAUAGACCUUCUACGGUGCUAUUUAUUCCCCUUCGGGCUGCUAAGUGGUUAACUGGCUGUGUGGGAGCCAGCCUUUUGUAUACAACUUCUGUUAAAGCAGUUGUGUUGUAACAUUGUCCUUCGUUCUCUGGCCGCCUUCCUGUCCGAUGUCAGCUUGUUUCACUGUUUAAAAUUCCUGAUGUCGUGAAAGGUUUAGUUGGAUAUUUAUUGCUUGAUGUGCGGAGUUACUGGAUCCUGUCCCAGUCAGGAAAUGCUCAGUCUAUCUGCCUUACUGUGCCUUCCUCUGCUUGUUCUGUAGAGUCUCAUUAACUCCUAAAUCUGAGCAGAGCCAUACUUCAUUGGCCACCAAAAGGUUACUGAUGGCACAUAAACUUUGCCAGGCUGAUUAAUAUGAUUGAUUUUCUAAACAUGGCUAUUUUUAGAUAAGCGCACAUGCCUGGGCAUAGGCAUACCUCCUAUAAUGUCACCUGGUGAUUCUUUCAAUGGAAAGAUGUUCUGUGAGGGCGUUGGAUAAUCCCGUAACCUGGAGUAGUGACCUGCUGCCAUCUGCCCUGCUUUCUAAAUGUAGGAGUCGCACCUAGAUUUAUGGCUUUUCUAGUGUUUGUGGACCUGUGACCUGGAAGCAACGUUUCAUUAGAGCGUGGGAUGCUUCUUGUCAGAAUGUGGUUUACUCUAAUCUAAUCCAUUUUGACCUCUUCCUUGGUUUUUCAUUUAACGGCUGCCGUUACUGGCCUUAAUUAGUGUUCUGUGUAUAUAUAUCCCAGGAUACAGAGAGCUCGUAUGUACUGAAUGGGACCUUAAACAGAAGUGUUAUAUGGUCUCUCUACAUGUGCUGUACACAUUCUUUACAUCUCAAUGCAGAGGAUUGUACUCUGAAGCUUUUGUGUGUAUUGCAACUUGACUCCUGCAGAUACUAGUUCACCCUCUCUGUCCAUUUUCCCCCCUUAUACAAGCUUUGUUUGAGUAAUGGACUGGUAAAUGUUCUAAGUCCUCCACGUUUUUGGUGUCACAUGUCUCACAAUUCAGUAAGCCAAUUUGUUACAAAAACCUUGAACUCUGUUAAAUCUUUCUACCAAGCCAGCCAUGCAUAAUGUUCUCUCUCAGCCCCUCUGAACACCCUGUUUCCCCCGCCACCCCCUCUUUUUUUAGCUUCUGGGACUUUUGUCAGCUACAGAUGCACAGAAGGUGAGGAGAAUCACAUUUUGAUGUGAUUCCAGUGUUAAGAGCUCUCUCUGCUUAUGGAGUGACGGUGUAAAUGCCCCCUAACCAUUUUAAAUAUUGCCCUUAGUCAUCGCAAGGUAGUAUAGAACAGCUUCUGCUCAGUGACAGGAAAUUUAAACUUUUCCCCUGGGUUUCUGGCAAUAUAACUGGUUCUUAAUGGGUUAAACGCUGAGAUCCUGCCCUAUUAAUAAUGGGGAGACUGUAGCUUCCUUUUAUAGAGGUGCCUGCAGCUAUACAUUUUUGUAUAUUUAUUAGUAAACUUGCUGCUAUUCUAUUACCCAGUGUGUGGAUUUCAGCGGGUGUUAGCAUUAAAGAAACAAAACCAGUCAUGCUGACCCAUCAGAACUAAGCCUUCACACAAACCUUUCUUUCAAAAGGCCCUGUGCCAUCAUCUCUAGGGCAUUCUCUGACCAGACUGAACCAAGCUGCAUGGGCUGUAUCAUCAAAGAUAUGGAAAGUGGGUAUCGCUGUGUCCUUAAGAUUAGGAGCUUUGUAACAGCCCAGUUUUCCCCCUAACCCCCAGUUUACACUUCCAUGGGAAUUCUGGCCAGAUGAAUAGCUGAUUAAAGGACCAGCCUAUGUCACAUUCCUCAUGGCUGAGAUAAUGGCAGGCCCGAUGAUUGGCCAGUGGCAGGGGCGGAGCCACUCAUUCAGAACUCUACCUGACAUGGCAUCUUGCAGGAGUGGCGGCAGGGGAGACAUUACUGGGCUACAGGCACAAUGUGAUUCUCCCCUAUCCUAGUCUAUUUAAUGGACACUAAUUGCUUCCGUUUGGCCUUUAAUUAGCAGCUGUCUACAGCACUGUUUAAUGAUAGAACUAUCCACAUGACAAUGGAGUAUAGCUGAUCUAAAUGCAGAUAGCCAUGCAUACUCUUAAUGAGGGCUGAAUGGAGAUCAGAUGCUGUUUAGGGACAGGCUGGAAAAGGUGUGUAAUCUAUUAAACAUCUCAAAACAGUUUUCCUAAUACUCUGCAAUCCUCUUGCAUAUCGUCAGGCACUGCUCUUAGGAUAAUUUAUACGCAGGGCCCGUUCUUUCCGGAGCCCUGAUUGUACUGUGCAUUGACUGAGUAGCCAGUUAGACAGUAAAAAGGGUCUGUUGGGUGUGUCUGUGUGUUUGCAUUAGUUUAGCAGGCAAGUCUUUGCAUACAUCAACCUGGGCGUGUGCAGAAGAGAAUGCUGGUUAUUCCUGCAGCAUUCCUCAGGUACUAUACUCACCUGUAUGCUCUCAAGGACACCACCUUACCAGUGCUGUAUUGCAUAUCUCACACCAUGACGUGGAAGGUGUUGGAAUGCAAGGAAUUGGGCUAUUUACGUGGAUUUAAUGGGCUAGGCUCAGUGAUGAGCAGGUAAAACAAUAGAAACUUCUAAAUUGUGGGUGAAAGAACUUGCCAGCAUAGUGUGAGUAACCUCAUCCACCCCAUGUGAACAGGUGUUCUUUAAAAAUGUCCUCAUUCCUUCAUGUUAAUCCAGGUGUAGCAAUAGAGGAAACACUAGGAACAGGUGUGAUCGUAGAGGCCGGAGGCCCCCUAGUGGCCAUAUAAGUGCCAACAGCAGGUGUGUCACUACUACAGUUAUAACCUCAUUGCUUGUACGUCUUGUGUCUGGAGUUGCUGUUUUGCAUGCAUGUUUUUGUGAUAAUUCACCUGUGUGUGUGUGUGAUGCAUGCACUGUUGAGAAGUACAAAUGAAAGCCCCAUCUAUUAUCUGACACUGAAUAAAUGGAGUACACAGGGGCGAGCUGCUGUGAGUCUAGCAAUCAGGAAAUGAGCCAGACCUGUUCUAGCUUUUAAGCGGACUUCUCAUUUGUGCUCUGAAAACCUUUGGGCUGGCUGGUGUCAUGAGCAACACAGAAACCCUUCCACACACUUUCUGAACACAUUUGUACAAUAAAGCUUCACAUUCUUGUGAGUCAUUACUGUUAGAGAGCUGUAUGAGCACCUUACUAACUGGCCAAUACAUCUGGGUAUUCAUAGGAAACCUUCUGGCCACUAUUGCAGUUACUGAAUAUUUCCAACUCUAUGAUUUUGGCAUAAAACUUGCAGUUUUGUCUGUUUUCCACAAUUCAGUUUAGUGAAUAACCAUGUGAUGCUGGAUUUCAUGCGGUCGUCACUUUAUUUUUUUUGAGCUCCUUAUCCAUGUGGGGUGACACUGUGUCAGCUUUGACUUUUCAUUCUCCCCACAGACAUUCACUGCUUGGUGUAACUCCCACUUACGCAAGGCUGGCACUCAGAUAGAAGACAUCGAUGAGGAUUUUCGUGAUGGGUUGAAGCUCAUGCUUCUGCUGGAAGUCAUUUCAGGUGAACGGAGUAGUUGGUAAAAAGGGCAUGGAGCACAGAAGUGACAUGCUCAGUUUAUAAAUCUGGGGAACUUUUUACAAAUGUACUUUAUAUAUUGUAGGGGCACGUCUUCCAAAGCCAGAGCGAGGGAAAAUGAGGGUUCACAAGAUUAAUAACGUUAACAAGGCCUUGGACUUCAUCGCAAGCAAAGGUGUGAAGCUGGUGUCUAUUGGGGCAGAAGGUGAGUUGGCAUAGCCUGCUUAAGUGAUGGACAGGUUGCCUCUAUAUUCAGAUUGGAAAUGUGUACCUCUGGGAAGGAGUUUGUCCGUGUGCGGCUGAGGGUGUUACUCUACGUAGACUGCUGUGAGGAACCAUUUGUAUCUGCUGGGAAAGGCACACUAUAGAGGAUGGGAAACCUUUAUCUGUAUCUCAAUCCAGUAAAUUACUUGCAAUAAAGAAUAUGGAGGCAGAAUCUGCUUAUCAUAAAAAAAAUCAAACCUCGAACUACAUUUUUUACUCCUAAGCUCAACCAGCACUAGAAGUGUUAAUGGAGUACUCUAAGCACCGAAAGCACUACAUCUUAAAUGGACACUAUAUGCAUUGUAACCACUUCAUGUCAUUGAAAUGGUUAUAGGGUCUUGAGUUCCCUGGCACUGUCCUUCUGUUAAGUGAUUGCUGAGCUGCUUGAAAUAGUUUUACUUAAUGCAGGGACGAUGCCUAGGGACUCCAGGCACUAUAACCAACACUAGUGAAUUGACAUGGCAGUGGCUGCUGGUUUGUAAGAUUUGAUGGAUUUGAUAUUUUUCUGUCUAUAGAUGGUCCUCUCACAAGCAGUGAGCCCUUCAAUCAUUGUACUUUGCUCUCUUUUUAGAAAUCGUUGAUGGCAAUUCAAAGAUGACUCUAGGAAUGAUCUGGACAAUUAUUCUUCGUUUUGCAAUUCAAGAUAUCUCUGUUGAAGGUAUGUGUAAAAUUAGACAACACUGUGCUCCUGCUCCCUCUCCCCACCUGAAAAAAAACUCUUAUUUUGCUUAAAUUCUCUUUUUUCAGAGACCUCUGCAAAGGAAGGCUUGCUGCUGUGGUGCCAGAGGAAGACUGCCCCAUACAAGAAUGUCAAUGUCCAGAACUUCCACAUAAGGUAAACCACGUUGUACAUUGGCCUUUAACUGUCAUGAUUUCUCACACCCUGUAUUUACCAUAACCAUUGCAUUACAGCUGGAAGGAUGGAUUGGCUUUCAAUGCAUUGAUCCACAGACAUCGGCCUGAACUGAUAGAAUACGAUAAACUCAGAAAGGUAAGCCUCAGCGUCUUCUUCCACUGACUGCUGGUGGCCCAUUCUGCUGCCCCCUGACUGCUUCCUGUUUUGUCGUUUCCUUCUCUAGGAUGACCCAGUUACCAAUCUGAACAAUGCCUUUGAAGUGGCUGAGAAGUAUCUUGAUAUCCCCAAGAUGUUGGAUGCUGAAGGUGAGCAGUGAUCGUUGUGAUCUUGACACUGAUUUCAUUGAGCAGGUCUGGAGGCCACAAAAUGACUUAUGAAUGUGAUUCAUGGAACCUCUACACCUCCUGGAUUAACUGCUGAUCCCCUUGCAGAUGCAAACGGGAGAAUUGCCAAUUUUAGUUUGAAUAGAAAAUCUAUGUAUCUACUUUUUUAGAUUCCAACCCAUCUACACACUGCAUACUCCUUGCUCUUAUUUCAUCUCCUCAGCGUGCUCUGCAGGUAGGAAUACAAAAAACAAGCCUGUUUUUAGAGCACGGUGCAUAUUGAUAAUGAGUAUCAUGGGUGUCUCUUAAGAUCAACCCAUGUAACCCGUAAUUGACUCUAUUUGCAAAAUCAUUUAAGUCUCUGAAUACUGCAAAGACUCUGCUCAGGUCCCGAGAUCAGUCUUGUGAUUUUCCUGAAUAACAUUGCAAUGGGGAUCACCUUCCUCUGUUUUCCAUGUCUCAAUAUAUCUCCUUCAUUUCCAGACAUUGUCAACACCGCUCGUCCUGAUGAGAAGGCAAUCAUGACCUAUGUGUCUUCUUUCUACCACGCCUUCUCUGGAGCCCAGAAGGUAGCGUUCUGGGGUGGCCUGCAGUGCCUUCACCCGUCUCCUCUGUCCUUCGCAUGUCUCACCUCCUGCUUCUCUUACAGCUGCCUGGCAUGCUCUCAGCUCGCUGUGUGUCUGGACUCCUGAGUGGGGGUCCUCAGUGUGUUUACUAAACCUUCCUCCCCACCCAUGUUUUUUGGGAAGAGUCACUAGCUACUUCAUAACCCCCCUCACUUUUCCUGACACAGACUGAGAUUUGAGAGGUGCAAAUCUGGGAUUGGAUGCCCCUCCUCUGCCUCCUGGCUUACACUGUUCCCUCUCACUCUGCCUUUGUCUUUUUUUUUCCUCUCUCCUUUUCUCUGUGCAGACAUAGUAGGCACUCUCAGGCCUGAUGAGAAGGCCAUAAUGACCUACGUUUCCUGCUUCUACCACGCUUUCUCUGGGGCUCUGAAGGUGAGCUGCGGCUUUCAGCAUCUUAUGGCCCAAGUGCUGUUUCUCUUUGAUCAUUCACUGGAUUGCUCCCUUAAUAACAUCCUAUACUGAUGGAGGAAUAAAGCCCUUCAGUGAUUUAUCCUCUCUGUAAAAUCGCUCCACGUAUUUACUAUGCAUCUUGGCAGCAAAUGAAGGCACCCCCUUCUCCCCAAACCCUAUGAUUCUUUUUUUCCAGACUAUACCCCUGUAUAUAAAUCAAGGCAGUAAAACUUUUAGUAUAGAAAAAGCAUUUCUCUAUAGAAAAUGCUCAUGAAGUGUUGCUGCUUCGCACUUAUGAGGCAAUAGUAAAUGUCGGGACUGAAGUUUGAGCUGGUCAGGCUAUUAACCAAUCACAGCUGUAAAAAUCUGCUUAUUCAUAUUGAGUCUAGUCUUGGCCAAUCUCUUUCUUCAUCCUCACCACAGCAGCACCCGUGAUGACUUGUGCAGUAAAAGCCACAUAAUAUAUUGUAUCCAGUUUUGCAAUGUGCAGCACCAGGUUUCUGUGCACAGGCCCCCGUAUCUCAGCCUUCAAUCCAAAGGGGCUGGCUGCAAGAUUUCCCCCAGCAGAGGCGUAAUUAAAGAGUGCAUCAAGGGAUGAAUAAGCGCAAUAUAUUUAAUAGAAGGCUCUUCGUGUAGGUUUGAGGGUUUACUUGGAAUGUAUUGGUGCUACGGUUAAACUGUCUGCCUGUCCUUGUAAUAUGUUCCUUGAUUAGAGAAGCAAAUGUGUGCAAUGCAACCUGCAAUGGGUAUACUGCUUUGCUCUUCUCAGUGGCUUUGGAUGGCGAACAGUAUUCUUAGCUCCUUUAUCUUGGUCUGUUUGGUGCAUUUUGUGAAUUUCUUAUCAUGGUUCUUCUGUGUAGGCCGAGACUGCAGCUAACAGGAUCCGCAAGGUACUAGCUGUGAAUCAGGAGAAUGAGCACCUGAUGGAGGAUUACGAGAAGCUGGCUAGUGAUGUGAGUCUAUCCUUAGCACUUUAAAAUCUCCGGAUAACCGAUGCUCUAUUCACAGAUUAAUUUAUAUUCUCUACAUGAAUAAGGGACAGUUGGCACAGGCCUAGUUUAAAGAUUUUAUUAAAUGGUUUGCCAAAAGAAAAGGAAGAAAAAAACUCAGCAGAAUAAUCUUCAUUUGUUACUUUGCUGUUAUCUGCCACAAAGCCCUCCCCUCCUAUUUAGUGUAGAUUUACAGCAUCUUAUCAAUGCGAGGAACCCCCUCACCCACCUGAAGCAAUAUUUUCUGAACACUUCCGGCCCUUUAAGUGAAAUAUUGGGCUUCCUGACUUGUUACCCUGUACUGUACUCACCUAAUGCAGUUAGCAGUUUGUGCUUGGUCUCAGACAUACUCUCAAGUAGAAUAGUGGCAGACACAAGUAGCCCAUGACCUGUGUGCCUUGAAGAUUAGAGCAGCAUCAGAUCUGUUUCAAGAUCAGGGGUCAGGUUUGGGGGAUGUGCAGUAUUGGAUUCCUUGUGAUUGAGUUUAGUAAUCCUGUAAUUUGCCCCUUUUAGCUUCUUGAAUGGAUCCGUCGCACAAUUCCUUGGCUGGAAGACCGCGUGCCUGAGAAGACAAUGCAGGACAUGCAGCAAAAACUGGAGGAUUUCCGUGAAUAUCGCCGUGUGCACAAACCUCCCAAAGUACAAGAGAAAUGCCAGCUGGAGAUCAACUUCAACACCCUGCAGACCAAACUGAGACUUAGCAAUCGCCCUGCAUUCAUGCCGUCAGAAGGCAAGAUGGUGUCGGUGAGGAAUUGACACAAGUAGCAGGGUAGCAAUGCCAAUAUGCGGCUUGCUAAUUUUCCAUACAUGUAAACCGCAUGUUUGCCAAUCCUUCUCCCUUGUCUUCUUCCUCCACAGGACAUUAAUAAUGGCUGGCAGCAUUUGGAGCAAGCUGAGAAAGGCUAUGAGGAAUGGCUUUUAAAUGAGGUUCGCCGAUUGGAGAGACUUGAACAUUUGGCUGUGAAGUUUCAUCAAAAAGCAACAAUUCAUGAAAGCUGGACCGAUGGUAAGAGGUGGAGUUUGCUUCUUGGGGCCCGGAAAAACUGGGCUUUAAAUAGACUCUCCAUGAACAUUGCUGUAAAGGUUUUAUGUGUGAGGUACUGACGAAGAUUCCCAGAAUUCACUGCUAAGAGUCUAACUUGCUUGAAAGCGUGCUAGCCAGGCCUAACAUUCUUCAUUCACGAAGGAAAAUGGCAACAUCUGGACCAGAUUUGCAAUAUAAAGUCGAUGCUGUAAAGUUUGGAAUAUAUAACUGUAUUUUCAUACUGGUGGACACUAAUGGGGUUUAGCCAAUGGGUAAUUUAAAAGGAUUGUGUCAUGACCAGUAUAUGGCUCCUACUUUUCAUAUAUUUAUUGUAGCUUUGUACCAGGCUAAUAGUGAAUUAGAUAGCACAGUACAUCUUGGGUGUGAGACACCUGUGGUUAAGUAGAGUGAAAAAGAUAAGUUUGUUUGCGAUAGGCAUCCAGCAGUGGCCACUUAAGACUUUCUUGCACUGCAUUUCAAGACAUUGUCCUAGUUUGUGCUUUCAAAAUAUUUACUGAAUGUAGCGACUUUUUACUGAUGAUCCACUAAACUGGAAAAGCAUUGGGGGUUUUCAUUAGUGCACCCAUUAAACAGAAGAGGACCAGAACUGUAAGAAUAAUGUUCAGACCGGUCGUCUAGUCACAUGUAACCUCUGAAUGCAUUAAUUUUAGAGAUGGGACCAUCUAGUAGGAGAUAUAAAAGUGCUUUUUCUCGGCUCAUUCUCUGCAGGUAAGGAGGCUAUGCUAAAGCAGAAGGAUUAUGAGAGUGCCACCCUAGCUGACAUCAAGGCUCUCAUUCGCAAACACGAGGCUUUUGAGAGCGACUUGGCUGCGCACCAGGACAGAGUGGAACAAAUUGCUGCUAUUGCACAGGAGCUGAAGUGAGUAGUGUGAAGGAUAUUUUAACGGUCACAUUUGUCAGGUUUUCCUGGCACACUAGCUUCCCCCUCCAUCAAGGCAUUGUGACGUUUGGAAAACAAGAUCCUUGUUACCAUUAAUCUUUGCUACUGUGAACACUUGCCUGCUCUUCUUUAUAUACACUGAGACAGUUUUCAUUUUUGUUUGCUGCAGAUUUUACAAGUAUAGUACAUACACAUAGUACACAUUUCUCUAACAAGCUGACAUUACAAUAUACGUCAGUUUGUUUGUUUUUUUAUUUUUAUUUUUUGUUUUUUUUUUGCCCUGUAACAUAUGUUACACUCCAGAUGUGAUGGACUACAUCUCUCCUGAAGCUUUACCAGCAUUAUGGCUGUAAGAAAAUUACUGGAGCUUGAGUCCACAUCUGGAGUGCCGACAUUUGCCUAUUCCUGUAACUUGCUGGGAUUUGAGCUUUUCACAUUCUUUCUAUUUUGUGUAUUAAGAAUGGGGGAAAUUCAUUAAAAUGUUUAACUUUUUGCAUUUCUACACGUCCAUUUCACAGCUAGGCUAAACCUUCCUCAUACUGUGGCGACAGUGAGGAAUGAAGCCAGGGUCAAGUGAAACUCUGUUAAAUGGUUUGAAAAUAGUUUGCCAAUGGGAGGCAAGAUAAUGCCUGAUUGCCAGACUCCAUUCCUUUGUGAUGACGUUUUGGGUUCAGGGUGACCCUUUAAAUAUAGGGAAUUGUAAACCUGUUAAAAUCUGGGAAAUUACAGUUUGCUUUUAAAUUCCAAGGCCUGUUUAACUACCCCCAUCCCAGGAGUUCUGUAUUAGAUGUGUAGAGGGAUAUGGGAGUUGAAAGUAAGCUGUGUACUGAGGAGACUUGUUAAUUCAAUGAAGAAGAAUACUUCCAAUGACUGCAUGUUUUUUUUCCACACAGCGAGCUUGAUUAUUAUGACUCUCCCAACGUGAAUGCUCGCUGUCAGAAAAUUUGUGACCAGUGGGAUGUUUUGGGAUCGUUGACGCACACAAGAAGAGAAGCUCUGGAGGUGAGAAUGUGUCUUGGUGACCUAAGGAAGAAUUUGUUAUUCAUGCAGUGUUUUGGUUUGAGGAAAAUAUUUAGCUCCAUGUACGAUGGUUUGUUUUGAUGCGAUAUUCUUGUAGUAUAACACAUGUGACGCUUUCACAUGACUUUAGAAUGCAAUAAAAACUGGUAUAUGGUGUAAAAAAAAAAAACAGGCGACUCUAGGCAUGCACAUUACCUGCUUCAUUGAGUGGUGGGGUUAAAAAGCACUUCGCGCUACACUAAAUUUUUUUUGUUUUUCUUCUAAUAUAAAGCCACCAUCAGGGGAAUUUUAAAAAUGGGGAGUCUUGACGUACCCUGAACUAUUUGGAUUAAAAACACAAUAUAGCAGAGACCUCUAUGAAACCGCAGUACUAAUUUGGAAGUCUCUUCAGUAACAUGAUUCUUGUAUCAGACAAAAGCAGAAUUUAAUAAAGAAACAUUUAUUAUUAUCUAAAAUCGUAACAGUGCAUCCAAAUAUCAGUCAAAUUACACAAUUUUAGACAGAAUAUAAAGGAAGAAAUAAACAAACAAAAAAAUCUAAAUACUUCAGUGUACUAUAUAUGAUAUAUAUUUCAUACACAAUGCCUCCUAAUCAAAUUGCAUCUACAAACACUUCCCGAAAUUUUAAGUAAAAUGACCCUUCAUUGAACCUGAAAUUUAAAUUGAUACAUAAAGUGGUGUGUUUCUCAAUCUCUGGGUCCUAUCUGAUACCACCUCAGCCUUAGAACCAGACACCAAUUGUAAAUUCCUCCGAACAAUGUAAGUAAAAUGCAGUUUAAUGUUUGUUUCUAUCUUAUUGUAGCAAACAGAAAAGCAAUUGGAAGCCAUCGACCAGCUGUACCUGGAGUAUGCCAAGAGAGCAGCGCCCUUUAACAACUGGAUGGAAGGGGCCAUGGAAGAUCUUCAGGACAUGUUCAUUGUGCACACCAUUGAAGAGAUUGAGGUGAUGACAUGCUAACCAUGUACUUGUUUUGUUUUCCCACACACUGAUUGUAUGCACUAAAAUUGUUAAUUAACAAUUAACCAGAGAAUUGAAAAUUGUCUAAAAUAGCAGUUAAACCACUGCAAAAUUAUUUUGAAUUGCUCAGAAGCGGCUCUUGGUUUCAAUGUGAAUGUAAACUUUCUUCCAUUUUGAUCCUCAGGGUCUCAUUACAGCCCAUGAGCAGUUCAAGUCCACUCUUCCAGAUGCUGACCGUGAGAGAGAGGCUAUCCUUGGCAUCCAGAAUGAAGCCCAGAAGAUUGCAGAUUACAACCAUAUCAAGCUUGCCAGUGGGAAUCCUUACACCGCGGUCACACCGCAGACUAUCAACUCAAAGUGGGAAAAGGUAACUGCAAGAGGGUUCCACAUGCUUGACAAAACACCCUCCAUUUCAAGAUUUUACCACAUGUUCCUUUCUUCAGGUUCAGCAGCUUGUCCCAAGGAGAGAUAUUGCUUUGAAGACCGAGCAAGACAAGCAACAGUCAAAUGAGCGCUUGCGUCUCCAGUUUGCAAACCAGGCCAACGUAGUGGGACCAUGGCUACAGUCCAAAAUGGAGGUAAAUGCAGCACUUUUUUCAGCUUUUAUUUUUGAAGAUCCAUAUCACUAGUUGUAUUUUGUUCUGCGAUAAUUUUACAAAUCUGAAUUGUACAUAUUAAUGUUCUAUUAAAAUGACUGUAAAUCUUCAUUAAACCUCUUUAUCUAGUUUCAUUCAUUUAUUAAGCAAAUGUAUUUUACUGUGCGUGUUCCCUCCAUGACAUCUGCUCAUUUUACCAGUAUUGGAACUAUAAUCCAAGUUGUCUUAAAAGGAACAAAUAAUCAGAAUUCUCUGCUUUAGACAAAUAUUUAGCAAUUCUGGUUUUUACAGAAACUGACUAGCAUCAUUAAUUUAUCAGUCCUGGAUGAGGAAUGGCUCACUGUUAUAUGCUUGUUUUAUAAUGUAGUACUCGAUUCUAAAGAGCUGUGUCGUGGAACCUGCCUGCUUGGUGCACUCUGCUCGCAAGCUCCAGCAACCACUAUUGAAUUCUAUCAGAGUAUCCGGUUAAUUGUAUAGGAUCGAACUUCACUAAUUUAGCUUUUAAUAGCAACUUUCUACUCCCUGUCUUUUUUUUAUUUUUUUUUUAUUUUUUUUACUUGUCUCUUGCCAGGAGAUUGGCAGGAUUGCCAUUGAGAUGCAUGGUACCCUGGAGGAUCAGAUGACUCAUCUGAAGCAGUAUGAACAGAGCGUUGCCAACUACAAACCCAACAUUGACAAGCUGGAACAGCAGCACCAACUCAUCCAGGAAGCUCUGAUCUUUGACAACAAGCACACCAAUUACACCAUGGAGGUGAGCUUCCUAGCAAAGUAUAUGGCUCCAGGUCAAAAUAGUGGUCCAUGCUGGCCCUGAUUUAAUGCAGAGUAAAUGGGUUAAAUCUGUGAUUUAACCAUAAUCUUAAUAUCUCCAACAUCCUGAGCUCAAAGGCAAAAUGUUUAUUACAGACAAGUCUUUCUUUGUCAUAUUCUCAUAUCAGGCAUGGGCCUGACUUAAGUCCACCUGUACCUGCACGAAAGUGUGUGCUGCAUCAUUAAGGGGAGAUUUUUUUCUUUUCAGCACAUUAGAGUUGGUUGGGAGCAUCUACUUACCACUAUUGCACGAACUAUCAAUGAGGUGGAGAACCAGAUCCUAACCCGUGAUGCCAAAGGCAUUAGUCAGGAACAGAUGCACGAAUUCCGGGCAUCCUUCAACCACUUUGACAAGGUGAGAUGCAUGUUAUGUCUUCUCAGGUUACAGUGUUCAUACUCUGGUGUUCAUACUCUGGUGUAUUGACACUUUGGUAGGCUAUGGAUUAUCUUCUGUAAAACAUAAGGGAGUUUGUGGGGUUUGGGGAAAUACUUUUUCAAGCAGAUCACAACAAAUGCAUGAAUAUUAAAUUUUGAAUUCAUAGAGAAAGAUUCUUUAUAUUUGGCUGUUUGUGCUGCUCCUAGUGGUAGCUAUUUCAGUGUUAUUCUCUCUUUAUGUUGUCUAGUUCUAUGGGGGUAAAUAAGGCUUCUUCGGUAUCUCAGAUUUUCAAAGCCUUAAAUAGGGAGAGGUGCAACUUUGUAGUCAUUUAGGUGUUUGUGGAGUCAAUGGGCCCUGGGUCAGUGGUAGUUGGGGGAUUUCAUUGGUGUUUGUUUUUUUUCCAGAUAGCAAGAAGUAAUUCACUAUAUACAUGGAAGUGUAUUAGGAAUGACCUAAAUUUGUUUCCCUUUUUUUUUUUUUCAUCCCACCCUCAUGUCCUCUCCAUUUCCUCUGGGAGGUUAGCACUAUUUAGCAAUAAGACAUCACAGAGGAAAGGGUCCAUCUGUCCCUUGUCAUUGUGUCAUUUGUACAUUGUGUAACGUGUAUUUUUUUUUUUUAUUUCUCUUCUGUUUGUGUUCUGAUCGUCACCAUCAUGUCAUCUCAUGACUUGUGUCUCCGGAUCCAUCCUUCCCUUUCCCACCUUGUCCUGCCCAUCUCAGGACCAUACAGGUGCUCUGGGACCUGAAGAGUUCAAAGCCUGUCUCAUCAGUCUGGGAUAUGAUGUGGAGAAUGACAGACAGGUACCCAAAUUAGCCGUCUACUAGUUUCUUUCCUUUCUCUUGGCUGCUUAUUUUUCCCUAUUAUUUGCCUUUAACUCCUUUCAUGUGGACGCCAAAAUCACUGCUGGUUCUGUAACUGUUGUUACAUAUACAACAUUCCUGCUUGUAUAUGUAAAAAGUAAAAAUUUUUGUCUUGCUCACAUCCAUCCCACUGCAUUUUCUUCUUUCUCUUUGCUGUUGCUUUCUUCUGUGUCUGUCACUGUCUCUUGGAAAAGAAGAGAAUUGCUGCCCUGGAUGGGGAUGACUUCCGAGCUCUUCUUAUCUCUACGGGAUACAGCUUGGUAUGCGCAUCUCCACUUUGCCCUGUGAUUCACCUAACACCACUUAAAACUGCUGCCGACAUACCCUGUCUAAAUUGCCUCCUUAAUGGGCUGUUUGUCUUUAGGGAGACGCAGAGUUCAACAGAAUCAUGGCCAUCGUUGAUCCAAACAACUCUGGCAUGGUGACUUUCCAAGCAUUCAUAGACUUCAUGUCUCGGGAGACUACAGACACAGACACUGCUGACCAAGUCAUUGCCUCCUUCAAGGUGUUGGCUGGGGAUAAGGUGAGUGAAGGGCUAAGUCACCUUAUGUAUUUGCUGGAAGAAUUCUUACUGCCAAUGUCAUUCAUGCACUUUCUCUGUUUCAGAACUAUAUAACUGCAGCAGAGCUGCGCCGGGAGCUACCGCCAGAUCAAGCAGAGUAUUGUAUCGCUCGCAUGGCUCCCUAUCAGGGUCCUGAUGCAGUACCAGGAGCGUUGGAUUACAUGUCCUUUUCUACUGCCUUGUAUGGUGAAAGCGACCUGUGAGGGAACAGUAGGGAUAGGAUUGGGGGGGGUCUCUCUCUUUUGGUGAAGUGGCAAUCACCCCCUAUCAGCUAAUAAUGCCUUCCUAUGGCAUAGACUGAGCUCUGGAAGAGCAAGGGGAAUGUUGGGUUAUUCCAUGCCCCUAUCACCAAGGAGUAAUAGGGGGUCAUGUUAACUUUCAAUCCCUUUGCAGGGAGGGAGGAGGGUGCCAGACCGAUCCUCCCCCUCUUCAAAGCUAUCUAUGCAAUGGCUAAGGAGUAAGGGAUGCUUGCUCACACUGCUGGCACAUAUAUUGAGCUUCUGGAUAAUCUUUUCAUAUCUCACAUUCCUCCCCCACCCCCAAUCUCCCUUGGUUUAUUUAUUCCUGGUCCUUUCACACCUGAGUUUGGCAGAUUCCCAGUGCUAGAGCAGCUGGGGGUCUCAUACUGUGUUUGUCUGCCUCUUAUGAGGGCAGCGUUAUAAAUCUUCUGGAGGGCUCCACACUGCAGGCAGGGGAGAGAUCCAUUUUUAGUAUGCGUGCUUCCCUUGAGCAGUCUUAAAUAAAUAUUAAAUUAAUAGGGAAACACACAGGUCUGUCGGAAAAGGCAGCUAGUGUUCAUAUGCUCACAUCUGUUACAAACACUUCUGGGGCAUCUAAGGGAAGACCUUAUUGGCAGGACAGUUAGGCCAGCUAAAGAUCCCUAAAUAAUCAUGUUCCAGGAGGAGUGGAUAUGUGAUAUCGUGCACAUAUUCCCCAAAUGUUUUAUUAAACAGCCACUGUCCUACAACUACAUUCCUGUUGCAUUUUCUCUCGGAGGAUGGGAAUAUGCUGCAUGCUAUUUGGAGGAGCUCCAUUCUGUUUGGGGUGUUACCCCUCCUUUCUCCCACCCAACAAUUUCACUUUUGGCCCAUUUACAGAAUAAAUACUAUGCUAUGAAAUAUGUUCUCUCUCGAAGGACCAAAAAAGUAAAAUUAGAAGGGAAAAAAAAAAACUUUAAGAGGGUUACUAUUUACUUAAUUUAGGGGAUUUAUGAUAAAUAUAUAUAUAUAUUCACCUAGCAAAACAUAUAUUUGCAGUUUUUUUUCUUUAAAUAAAAGAUUGCUGAUUUUUGUCUGUAACAUUCCUUGUCUCACUUUUUAUACUGGCUGCCGUACAGGAGAGAGAGCUUGAGGGGCAGCAUCCUUCUGUCCAUUAUUCCUGCCUCUCCUUACACAACAAUAAAAGUGAUUAUUUUUAAGAUAGCUUCUGCUGUUUUGUCCUUUGUUACAGAUCUGACUUUAAACAUUGCCUCUGUAUGGGUAUAUUAUAUAUCUCACUUUUUACCUGUCAGUUACUCAGCAGUGUCUUCAGAAGACUAGCGUUCAGUACUGCCCAAUAUUAUAAAGCUACAUGAUUCCUUCUGGGCAACCGGGAUGACGUUCCCAUUAUUUCAUGUGUCACAAAAAUAACACUUGUACCAAAUGUUUUCUUAACCCCUUUAGGACACAGCUCCAGAAGCAAUUUUAGAAUUUUUGGCGGUUUGUUAAACCGCAGUUUGCGUCUCUCUUUUAUUAUACCAACACAUAUUAUAUA
Messenger RNA from Pelobates cultripes (western spadefoot toad), 33350 nucleotides. Lineage: Eukaryota; Metazoa; Chordata; Amphibia; Anura; Pelobatidae. The record is from the annotation of a GenBank genome assembly.